AUGUCAGGUUCUCGCACUAUAGGUCAAGAAGUACCCAGGCAUGUAGUGGUUAAACUUUUCCUACACACCUCGCUCAUGGUAAUCCUACCAAUAGCCACAUAUUUUCUCUCGUCAUUCUAUUAUUUUCAAGGCGAAAAUAAUACAACAAAAGCUGCUAUUGCUGCUGUCUUAGUUGCGAAUCUAGUUGUUGCAUCUUUUGUUGUGACUGCUUUCAGGGAGGAUAAAGUGGAGCCAUCGCGUUUAAAGAAAGAAUGA
Ambispora leptoticha is the source of this 255-nucleotide messenger RNA. The record is from the annotation of a GenBank genome assembly. Lineage: Eukaryota; Fungi; Glomeromycota; Glomeromycetes; Archaeosporales; Ambisporaceae.